CACGCCCAAUUGGGUAGACUAGAACUGAGCCAUACAACUUGCUGCCUCCUUUGCAUAUUCUCGCUCGACCUCCUGCUGCAUGGCCGAACAAAAAAAACUGCCCAGCUACGUCUAUCUACCUCCGGAGGCUGCUCGUCGCCAAGCCGAGAACAUCCGCAACGGCACACACAAGCUCAUCUCCUCUGAAGUUCGAUGGAGGGACCGGUACCUUUUUUUGCAGGGCCAUGGCUAUCAGUUAAGACAGAGAUAUCGCCCUGGAUGGGAGCCUUCGUGGAUGGGAACCAACCUAGACCCAGAGUUCUGCGAAGAUUUCGUUGUCCUUAUUAAUCCCGACGUAAUUGACGCGACACGCAUCUCUGACGGAUCUUGCGUUGCUAUCAAGACUAUAAGGCGCACGUCCCACGAGUUCCCGAUCUCACAGUUUCUGUCGACCUUACAACAUCCAGCAAAUCAUUGCGUGCCGGUCUACGACGCCCUCGAGGACCCUUUGGACCCAAGCAUGUCACUGAUGGUCAUGCAGUACCUUCGACCGUGGAACAAUCCCGAAUUCUCUGUGCUCGGCGAUGUUACAGACUUCGUGACGCAAUUGCUCGAGGGCUUGGAAUUCCUCCAUAAUAACCGAGUUGCGCAUCGUGACGUCGCAUCGCUCAACAUUAUGAUGGACGGAAGAGCGUUAUACCCUCGGGGACACCAUCCGAUCAGGAAGAACCGUUCCCUCGAUACCAUAGAGGCCCUUACGCCUCUACAGCGCAUUGACCAUCCCGUCAGAUAUUUCUAUGUCGACUUCGGGCUCUCAGUACGCUUUCCGCCUGGAUCGCCAACGCUGGUCGUGGGCGACGUCGGUCGGGAUGCAGAGGUUCCGGAAUUAUCAUCAACUGUCCCCUACGAUCCAUUCAAGGCGGAUAUAUUCGCCCUAGGGAACCUCUUCGACAAGGAGUUUGAGCAGCGGUACCACAGUCUCGAGUUUCUCCGGCCUCUCAUCGACUCUAUGAAGCAGAGGCGACCAGAGCUGCGGUUGUCAGCGAGCGAACUCGUACAGAUGUUCGCGGGGACACGAAAGACGCUCAAUCCGAACGGCUUCCGCUGGCGUCUGGGCCCGAAAUCCGAGCCAGCCUAUGAGAGACUUUUCAACGAUGGCGUCGCGGUCGCGAAGGAGAGUCUCAGUCAGCUUCGCCGAUACGUACGGUCGUAG
This is a messenger RNA of Trametes versicolor FP-101664 SS1, 1192 nucleotides long. RefSeq lists its product as uncharacterized. Gene Ontology annotation, biological process: protein phosphorylation. Lineage: Eukaryota; Fungi; Basidiomycota; Agaricomycetes; Polyporales; Polyporaceae. Gene Ontology annotation, molecular function: ATP binding; protein kinase activity. The record is from RefSeq and is a predicted model, not a curated record. Bases 80 to 1192 code for a protein of 370 amino acids. The transcript has 5 exons.